Echinostoma caproni is the source of this 402-nucleotide messenger RNA. The record is from the annotation of a GenBank genome assembly. Lineage: Eukaryota; Metazoa; Platyhelminthes; Trematoda; Plagiorchiida; Echinostomatidae.
AUGGUUGUUCCGCCCGAAUAUCCCACUGCUGAAAACGGGUCUCAAGAGUUCGUUGAAGUCAAAUGGUCUCCGCACUUGGCCAAUGUACGACGAGACAAAUUGCGCUCCCUGACGCAACUAUUCUUUUCCGUAUGGGACAGUGAAGUUGACGCAAGUGGUAUCGUACGCGCCAAUCAAAUAUCAAACCGUAGCCUGGAUACAAGCGAAUUGGAGGACACCGAUCGCUUCAGUCAAUCUGCACCGUCCAAUUUAUCUCCUACUUUUAGCCAAUUUCAUCAACCAGUCGGUGCAAUGGUGUCCCAGCUCUCGAGUGUAGUUUCCUCAGCUGCGGCGGCAAUGAUGAGCGGAUUGACAAAACCACUUUCCGGGUCACAUUCUGUCUCCGAGUCGGAGAAUAUCUGA